This is a messenger RNA of Theobroma umbraticum, 1327 nucleotides long. Its product is annotated as vesicle-associated protein 4-1-like. Gene Ontology annotation, biological process: endoplasmic reticulum membrane organization. Lineage: Eukaryota; Viridiplantae; Streptophyta; Magnoliopsida; Malvales; Malvaceae. The record is from RefSeq and is a predicted model, not a curated record. Gene Ontology annotation, cellular component: endoplasmic reticulum membrane; plasma membrane.
UAAAUUCGGCGAGAAUGUAAACCAUUUUUCCCAUGUCCAAAGUCCACUGACAAAAACAAAAAAAUACAAAAAAAAAAGAUACGAUGAGUAUAUAAAUUUUAUAUAUUUAUGUAUAUAACAAAAAAGGAAAAGCAAAGGGAAACUAAGCAAAAGAUUCAAUUCCUCGGGAUUUUUUUGUUUUUUUUUCUUUUAACGACGAAAAAUAGAGAGAUUUGCUUUGCCUUCACAGUCGACGGGUUAAUUUUGCGGCGGAGCCAUGGCGAUCGUCAACCGGCAGCGGCGGAGCUCCGAGAGGAAGCUGUUUAGUCUCUGUCCCUUUUGGCUAAGUUCCGCCACGAUGAACAACUCUUCGUCUUCUUCCUCAACUCAAAACCUCAACCACAACGGCAACCGUCAUACGGAAGCGGUUCCCGCCAAGCGCUCCAAAACCGUUUCUUCCGUGGCUAGAUCGCUUCUCCCUCCUCUGCGCCGGCUUCGGCUUGAUCCUACUAAUAAGCUCUACUUCCCUUAUAAGCCUGGAAGUCAGGUGAGAAGUGCGAUCAGGUUGAAGAACACGAGUAAAUCUCACGUAGCUUUCAAGUUUCAAACUACUGCGCCGAAGAGUUGUUUUAUGCGUCCGCCUGGUGGCAUUUUGGCGCCAGGGGAAAGCAUUAUUGCGACUGUGUUUAAGUUUGUGGAGCGACCCGAGAAUGAUGAUGUGCAGGUGGAUUUAAAGGAUUUAAAGAGUAAAGUGAAAUUUAAGAUCAUGAGUUUGAAGGUUAAUGCUGGGGACGAAUACUUGCCUGAGCUUUUUGAUGAACAAAGGGAUCAAGUGACUGUAGAAAGAAUUUUGCGGGUUGUAUUUCUAGAUGUGGAGCGGCCUAACCCUGCAUUGGAGAAACUUAAGCAUCAGUUGGCUGAAGCUGAGGCUGCUCUUGAAGCACGCAAGAAACCACCCCCAGACACAGGUCCCCGGGUUGUUGGGGAAGGUCUUGUAAUUGAUGAAUGGAAAGAGCGAAGGGAGAAAUACUUGGCACGUCAGCUAGUUGAAGGGUAGAUUCAACAUGAAAGUGUUGUUGCUUUGGCUGAGUGUGCUUUUUCUUCUUUGGUGGAAAAGAUGCAUCAUUUGAACCCCCUCAAUUUGCGGCUCUGUUGGGAGGAAAGGUGAAGAGAUGAGUUCGACAGUCCAGUUCCUGUAGAGGAGAACAGUGUGUUCUCAUGCCAUUAUUCAUCAUAUGAACAGUGUAAAGGUCGAGGUACCCGAUCUUGGGCUAAAGCCGUCCUACUUGUAGAUAAUGGGUUUUGUUUUUGUCAUGAAAAUAAAUGCAGAGCACAAUGCAUUAUCAUA